Messenger RNA from Nanorana parkeri, 1753 nucleotides. It is a transcript of the gene CLVS1, whose product is annotated as clavesin 1. Bases 356 to 1354 code for a protein of 332 amino acids. NCBI's taxonomy places the organism in Eukaryota, Metazoa, Chordata, Amphibia, Anura, Dicroglossidae. The record is from RefSeq and is a predicted model, not a curated record. Gene Ontology annotation, molecular function: phosphatidylinositol bisphosphate binding. Gene Ontology annotation, cellular component: membrane. The transcript is spliced from 6 exons.
CAUCUGGAAGCUUUCUUCUUCUUUUCACUGCUUGGGAGGACCCUUUCACUGCCUCCUUCCAGCUCAUUCUUUGGCAGGCAAACCUUCUGGCUAAUCUGACACCAUCCCCACAGCUGAAGAUGACAUUUAGAACACUUGACUGAUGGAGACAUCCCACAACCCAACCUUCAGGAUGGACAGUUUGGCUGCCUGCAGAAAGAUUUGACGUGUAACAGAGUUCGAGACCGUGUAGAAGGUUCAAAGAAUCCAGCUAUUCUGAAAUAAAAGGUCACGUUGAAGGAGAUUUGGUGGAUGGGAUCUGUAUCUUGUCAAACAAUCACGAUAUUGAGGCUGGUGAACUCUAAAGGUUAUAAACAUGACCCACUUACAAUCCGGACUCAGUCAAGAGACGGUAGAAAAAGCCAGAUUGGAAUUAAAUGAGAAUCCAGACACUUUACAUCAGGAUAUCCAACAGGUUAGAGACAUGAUAAUCACUAGACCAGAUAUUGGUUUCCUACGGACAGAUGAUGCUUUCAUCUUAAGGUUUCUAAGAGCUAGGAAGUUCAACCAGAUGGAAGCUUUCCGACUUCUCGCCCAAUAUUUCCAGUAUCGUCAACUUAAUUUGGACAUGUUCAAAAACCUUAAAGCAGAUGAUCCAGGGAUCAAAAGAGCUCUUAUGGAUGGCUUUCCAGGUGUACUUGACACCCGUGACCAUUAUGGACGGAAGAUUCUUCUACUUUUUGCAGCCAACUGGGACCAGAGUAGGAACUCCUUUGUGGACAUCUUACGUGGCAUUCUCCUCUCACUAGAGGUUCUUAUUGAAGAUCCCGCGCUUCAGAUAAAUGGAUUUAUUCUAAUCAUAGACUGGAGCAAUUUUUCCUUCAAGCAAGCAUCCAAGCUCACCCCGUCAAUUCUCAGACUCGCCAUUGAAGGCUUGCAGGACAGUUUUCCGGCCCGUUUCGGAGGCGUUCAUUUUGUCAAUCAGCCUUGGUACAUCCAUGCAUUGUAUACAAUAAUUAAACCGUUCCUUAAAGACAAGACCCGGAAAAGGAUUUUUCUUCACGGGAACAAUCUGAACAGUCUGCACCAGCUCAUCCACCCAGAAUGUUUGCCAUCUGAAUUUGGCGGAACCCUUCCUCCUUAUGACAUGGGCACCUGGGCUAGGACAUUGCUUGGUCCUGAUUACAACGAUGACAAUGAGUACACUCACACAUCCUACAACGCUAUGCAUGUGAAGUAUGCGCCUACCAAUUUAGAAACAGAGUGUUCUCCGAAAUUCAUGAAAAGGUCCCAGUCUGUGGUAGAGCCUGGCACACUGAUGCACGCGGAGCACAGAGAUAAUGAGAACACUCAGCCGCUGCUUGCCCUGGACUGAACCCCUCAGCAUCACUGCAGUCACAGUAGAUUCCACCAAUGGGUCUUUUUUGUUUUUUUCUCACUCUGCAGACUUCACCAGCUACAUGCACAAUGUGUCACUGUGCAAAGACCUAUUUAAUUUCAUUACCAUAGUGCCAAUAAACAGGAGCAACUUUAUAAAUAACUGUGAAGAUUCUUUUACUGCCAAAAAGGACCCAGACAAAGUGCAUUAAAGCUUUCCAUGUUGUAAAAUAUAUGCUGCCUACUACAAGGAAAAUGUAUUAUAGGUGUCUUUUGGGUUAGAAAAGGUUUAAAGCUGAACUCCAGGCAAACAGAUAAAUACACAGGUUAAUUUCAUGUAUGGGAACUGUUUUACUUGCCAAAGGAUUUCUAAUUCUGUUUAGCCAAACUUGUAAUA